AUGAAUGUUGACAAGUUGAUUGCGGACCUGAAAGACUUAGAAAACGAUGAAUAUGCAGAACAUGUUAGAAAGGAAAGUAUAUUUAGCACGAGCGAAAUAAAGAACAAAAGGAAUGAGCUAAAUAGCUGUUCGAACAUAUUAUCAUUAUAUAAUGAACAGAUAAGUUAUAUUUCUAAUUUUAAUAUUAAGAAUGAAUAUAGGAAAAGUAAGAUUACAGCAGAAAAGAUUCAAAUGAAUGUUUUGUAUGAUUUAAUUUUUUUAUUAAAGUUAAAAAAGAAAACAAGUAAGGUGGGUGAUGAUAACAUUACUAGUAAUAUUAUUCAUAAAAUAUGGGAUUGUAUUGAAAUAACAUUUCAUAACGAAAAUGAUAAGAUUGAAAAAAUAUGUGAUGAGAAUAAUUUAUAUAUAUAUAAAAAACAUUUAUUAAAAAAUAAAUUUUUAUUAUUAAAAAUUAUAAGAAAAAUAAAAAAUAAUCAUUUAUAUCCUGAUAUUAAGCAAUUAAUCAAAGAUGUAACAAGAGAUGUUUUUUCAUUUAAUGGGAAUAUAUAUAAUGGUAGUAUAGGGUUUGAAAAUAUUAUAUAUUUAUUAUAUAAAUUAUUAAAAAAGAAAUAUAUAACAUGUCCAUUAAAAUCAUUUAUUCUGAGCUUCUUUUUAUUAAGUAUAAUGAGUAGAACUAACAAUAGUGUAGAUAUAUUAUAUAUAUUAGAAUACUUUUAUAAAAAUAAUAAUUUUUCAAUUAUCAUACCAGAUUCAUCUUUUUUAUCACCUUGUGAAUUAAGUAUAUAUGAUAAUAUUAUCUUAUUAAAAAAUAAUAUCAGAUACUUAAUUAAUAUCACAGAAGAAUCCACACUAAAAUAUAAUUGUUAUAAUAUUAUAUAUAUAGAUAUAAAUAAAAUUACAGAUAAUUUUUUUAAUCAUAUUUAUAAAAUUUUAUUACAACAAGAAAAAUAUCAUUAUAUUUUUAAAUAUAAAAUUUUUAAUAACAUACAAUUUUUUAAUACAACCUUAAAUGUUAAAAAAUUAAACUUAACAUAUAAUAAUAAUAAUAAUAAGGAUCAUCAUCAUCAUGAUGAAAUAUUUCCAUAUAUGAAUAACACAACUAAAGAACAUAAAAAGGAUAAAAAUAUUUAUAACUUAUCAAUAAAUAAUAAUAGUAAUGAAAUGGAUGAUAAUAUUUUCUCUUCUGAUUCCUCAUCUAAUUCGAACCAUAAUAAUAUAGACAUUCACAAAAUAAAUGAACAAAAUUUUCUUUAUAUAAAUAAAAAUUCAAAAAGUCAAGUGAAAAACAUAUUUUAUCAGUAUUUAAUUAUUGAACUUGAUGAGGGAAAAUAA
Molecule: messenger RNA, 1332 nt
Organism: Plasmodium gaboni
Lineage: Eukaryota; Apicomplexa; Aconoidasida; Haemosporida; Plasmodiidae
Exons: 1
Coding region: 1-1332 (443 amino acids)
Source: RefSeq, a predicted model, not a curated record